AUGAUCCAGGAACCCUACACCAUAGACAACACCAUCGUCAGGUUUGGGAACUGGAAGGUCCUCGCAGGCCACUACAACACACGGCCGAAGUGCGGGAUCCUCGUCUGCAACGACAAACUAAACAUCGCUCUCAUCCCGUGGCUUUGCUCGCCCAACAUCUGCACGGCAAUGAUACACCAAGAGAACCCAAUAUACCUAUUAAGUGUGUACUUUUCACCCGAAGAAAAUGAUGAGAGCUGCAUCAACGAGCUGGUAAGUGUCACGAGCAGAAUUGACAUUAAAAAUGUCAUUAUUGCUGGGGACCUGAAUGCUAAAUCAGCGAUAUGGUUCCACAAUAAAGAGGAUAAAAGGGGAAGGUUGGUGGCAGACUUUAUGGACGCAAACGAUCUUAUAUCGGUCAAUAUGACGACACACCCGACUUUUCACACUCCCCACGCAGAGGGCUGGACGGAUGUCUGUCUGGUUUCUGCGGACCUGGGCUAUCAAAUCUCUGACUGUGAGACGAUGCUCAUUACGUCCGCUAGCGACCACAGAUAA
Centruroides sculpturatus (bark scorpion) is the source of this 537-nucleotide messenger RNA. RefSeq lists its product as uncharacterized. Gene Ontology annotation, molecular function: catalytic activity. The transcript has a single exon. The record is from RefSeq and is a predicted model, not a curated record. Bases 1 to 537 code for a protein of 178 amino acids. Lineage: Eukaryota; Metazoa; Arthropoda; Arachnida; Scorpiones; Buthidae.